AUGGCAUCUGACUUUGCAAGAGAACGAUCAAGACUCGACUCAUCCUUCGUUUGGUUGGCGCUCUACUUUGUUCUCAACUUGGCAUUGACGCUAUACAACAAGAUCAUUCUGUCCGUCUUCCAAUUCCCCUUUCCAUGGACGCUUACUGCCAUUCAUACUCUUUGUGGUGCCAUCGGUUCCUAUACUUUUUGGAAAACGGGCGUCUUUACACCUGCUCAGCUUGGUGACAGAGAAAACUUGACAAUGCUCCUCUUUUCGAUCCUUUAUACGAUCAAUAUUGCUAUCAGUAAUGUCUCGCUUAAUUUGGUCACCGUUCCAUUCCAUCAAGUGGUGCGUGCCAUGACUCCCGUAUUUACCAUCAUGCUUUCGGUCAUGUUUCUUCACAAGUCAUAUUCAUCUAUGACCUACAUCUCUCUGCUUCCAGUCGUAGCAGGUGUAGCAUUUGCCACAUUUGGUGAUUAUGAUUAUACAGCCAUGGGUUUCUUUUUGACAGUGCUUGGUACUGUACUUGCAGCCGUCAAGACGGUGGUUACCAAUCGUGUUCAAGUGGGGCGUCUCAAGCUUCAUCCUCUUGAUCUCUUACUGCGAAUGUCUCCGCUCGCCUUUAUCCAAACCAUGAUCUAUUCCUAUUUUUCGGGUGAAAUGGCUCAAGUGACUGAGUUUUACCACACCAGUUUCAGCACAAGUCUCUUUUUUGCAUUGUUGGUGAAUGGUAUCAUUGCCUUCUUUUUGAAUGUCGUCAGCUUUACAGCCAACAAGAAAACGAGUGCAUUGACCAUGACAGUCGCAGGCAACGUGAAGCAGGUUCUUUCCAUCGUUCUUGCCGUCAUCAUUUUCAACCUUAACAUUUCAUGGAUGAAUGGCUUGGGUAUUUUGCUUACACUUGCUGGUGGAGCAUGGUACACGCAUGUGGAAACGGUUGAACGCAACAGGAAACAGGCUGCUGAAUCCUUGAUGGCGCCAUCCAGCAAUAUUGAAUUAACCGGUGUAAAGACCCAGCGAUGA
Lichtheimia ornata is the source of this 1005-nucleotide messenger RNA. RefSeq lists its product as uncharacterized. NCBI's taxonomy places the organism in Eukaryota, Fungi, Mucoromycota, Mucoromycetes, Mucorales, Lichtheimiaceae. Gene Ontology annotation, molecular function: antiporter activity. The coding region runs from base 1 to 1005 and encodes 334 amino acids. The record is from RefSeq and is a predicted model, not a curated record. Gene Ontology annotation, cellular component: Golgi apparatus. The transcript is spliced from 6 exons.